This is a messenger RNA of Macrobrachium nipponense, 2342 nucleotides long. RefSeq names its product vacuolar protein sorting-associated protein VTA1 homolog (gene Vta1). Gene Ontology annotation, cellular component: multivesicular body. Gene Ontology annotation, biological process: late endosome to vacuole transport via multivesicular body sorting pathway. The coding region runs from base 51 to 1016 and encodes 321 amino acids. The record is from RefSeq and is a predicted model, not a curated record. The transcript has 8 exons. NCBI's taxonomy places the organism in Eukaryota, Metazoa, Arthropoda, Malacostraca, Decapoda, Palaemonidae.
GCCCACCUCUCCAUCUGUCAAAGAGAAGGAAGGCGAAAACAAUAACAAACAUGUCGGCUGUUAACCUUCCCCCGUGCCCUCCUCAGCUGAAACAAGUCCAGCAUUACUUAAAACUCGCCAGUGAUUAUGACAAGAGAGAGCCAGUGGUGUCUUAUUGGGCCCGUCUGUAUGGCCUUCAGACAGCCCUCAAGAUUGACCGAAAGUCGCCAGAAGCCAGAGCACUUUUGACCAGCCUUAUGGAUUACUUGGAAAGCUUUAAAAGGGAGCAUUCUGAUAAUGAAUCGGUGACUAGUGAUGUUGCUGGUCAAGCCCUAGUUGAAAAUGUAGCGCAUAAGCUCUUCAUUUGGGCAGAUGGAGAGGAUAGGGCUGCAAGGUUUAACAAAAAUGUGGUUAAAGUAUUUUAUACAGCUGGUCUGAUAUUUGAUGUGUGUGAAGUUUUUGGAGAACUGACAGAGGAAGUGGCAGCUCAGAGGAAGUAUGCCAAGUGGAAAGCCACAUACAUUCAUAACUGCCUGAAGAACGGUGAAACUCCAAUUCCAGGGCCAAUGGGUGGAGAGGAUGAAGGCCUAGGAGAAGACUUGGACAAAGAAGGUGAAGGUGCAGUUGGACUGGGCUGGUCACAACCCCCACAGCCACACCCAGGCUUGCCAUCUGUUCCAAACAGUGAUCCAGCUGGUCUGCCUUCUGUGUCCUCCUCAUCACCUACUCAUGGUAUUCCAUUGGCUCCAAGUGGAUCAGAUUCUCGCUCUCAACCCCAGAAUACCCCUGCCGCUGCAGCAUUUCCUCAUCCCCCAGUGCCUCACUCAUUCCCCACUCCAGCUGCAGCUCCUGUUAUUGCCCCAGGUGUUGUACCCAGUACUGAAGGUAAUCUACCAAAACUUAGCCCAGACAUGAUAACAAAAGCACAGAAGUAUUGCCGAUGGGCGGUAUCUGCCUUAGACUAUGAAGAUUCCAAAACGGCCAUGUCAAAUCUCCAGAAGGCUGUCAAUCUACUCUCAACGGGACAAGACAGCUGAGUUUCUUCAACUAGAAAGUGUCUUUGCUCACUUCUUAGAAGCUUCAGUUACACUACCUGGGCAAACCCUUGCUGGUCUGCUUGAAAACCCAAAUACAGUACUACUGUAAUUCCAUUUUACCCAAAAGCAGAUCUUUAAAUGUCUAUGUAAGUGACAUCGGAUGUUUAAAGAUGCUUAUUGGAGGAAGGUCCUAAUAAUUGUUUUUGUGCUUUCGUUAUUGGUGCCAUGUGAAUUUCAUGAAAUAUUGUUGCGAGAUUAUAAUUGUUCACUAUAAAAUACUGUAUAUGCUUAAAUUUUUUCUAUUAGCAUCUCUGCUGAUGGUGUAAGGUUCUUUUUAGAAGGUAAAUUUGAACCCCGAAAAAUUUUUAUGUUCUUAUUCUUCUCAUGGAGGUAAAGUCAUAAUUGCUCUGACAUAAUGUUCUUUCCAGCUGUCUGACUUUAAUGAAAUCCAUCCCCAGUACACAUGCUCAUUCAAAAACAUUCAGAUAAUUAGUGUGUACAAUGUUGACAGGAAAUUUGGCUCUUUAUAUUAAGUCAUAAUUUAAAGCGUUGUGAAAUUAGUAAAGUAAGUAACACCUAAGAAAUACAGGUUAUAAAUGCAAAAUGUUUCUAACCGUCCAUGCUGAGUUGCCACGGUGAAUAUAAGCAUUCAAGCAUUAGUUCUUUACUAUAUGAUUUGUAAUCACUGAAGGUAUUUGAAAGAGGUAUGCAUGCCAUGCUUUGUGACAGAAGGAAAGCCUUACAGUUUGUGCUGGUAAUGAUUACUUGCAGGGUGAUAAGAAUAAUUUUCACAUGUAAUUUGUAUAGUCUCGGGUGAUAAGAAUAAUUUUCACAUGUAAUUUGUUAUAGUCUCUUAAUGGUGGUACGAAUAAUUUUCACAUAUAAUUUGACAUAGUGUCUGCAAUAAAUAAUUUGACACAGUGUCUACAUUAUUGCAGAAUAUUUACAUUGUUCAGUACAGUAUAAGUACACUAAUUGGUUUACCCGUGAUUUUUUUCUUUCAGUCUUCCAUUUCCUUUUUUCAACUUUCCUAUAUAUCUGUUAUUAAGAAUACAGGAUUUACAUUAUUAUAUGAAUACAUAUUGUGUCAAGUGUUGUUUCCUAUAAAUACCAAUGGUAUUAUUUUGUCAAAGGACUUAUGUUCAUGAGUCAUUUGAAACACAAGCAUCUUAAAUUUUGUUGUGAAGAUUAGCUGCAUUUUGUGCAUAAUUGUCAUACUAUGUAAAGCUUUGAGUUUAGAGUAUUAGCAUGUUGCUUUAAUAAACACGGUAAUAUGACUACAAACUGAUUUUUGUAAAACACAACUCUAAAAUAAUCAUAAGGAAA